CUCUCUCUCUCUCUCUCUCUCCCUGCCACUGAAAUAAGAGAAUAAAAAAUAAAACCAAGCUCACAAGCUCUUCUGAUUUUCAAAAGCCUUCAAAAAAACAAGUCCACAGGAUCCAGAAAGAGAGAGAAAAGAAAAACAAAUACAAGCCCAAACAAAACCCAGAAAACAAAUUCUCAUAAAUGUCGCAAGAAGUUGUGGUUGAUACAUAAUCUCUCUCUCCACUCUCCGAAUACUCCUACACUCCAAAAACCCAACCAAACCAAACCAUAAGUUCCAAAUUCCCUCUCCCUCCUCUCAUCAGAUUUCCGGCGUCGACUUGCUGAGAAACCAGAUAAUUCUCUCUCGAUCCAAUCCAACUGACGAUGAGGUCUACAUGCAGCACCAUGUGCAUGCACACCAUCAACAAGAUACACGUUUUGUGUGUGUCAUGUUAAUAUGUGCAAGGAUUUUGGUUAUUUUACAUAAUUUGGAAUGCUUUCAGUAUCACCUCUUAGAAGCUCCAAGAAUGAAAGGGAGGGAGAGAUGGAAAGCUUCUUGGCUGCAGCAGACGAUUUCACUGACGGGUUGUCGGCAAACUUGCUUGACGAUAUCAACUUCGAUGAUCUCUUCGUCGGAAUUGAUGAUGGAGAUGUACUCCCAGAUUUGGAGAUGGACCCAGAGAUGCUCACAGAAUUCCCGGUGGAGUCAUCGUCGGAGGUGACUAUGUCGCCACCGACGACUGUGACUGAGAAAGUGGAGGAGAAGAAGGGAUCAAGUGGAGGAGAGAAGUUGGCGAGUAAGAGAGAGGACUCAGUCACGACAUCAGCAAAUUCUGGGCUGUGGGAUGGCGAUGGAGGCCGGAAGCCGGCAAUAGUGCAGGCCAAAGGGUCCCAAGGGAGGAAGAAAGUGAAGGUGGAUUGGACGCCAGACCUGCACCGUCGAUUUGUUCAAGUGGUGGAGCAGCUGGGAGUGGAUAAGGCAGUGCCUUCACGGAUUUUGGAGCUUAUGGGGAUUGAUUGUCUUACGCGCCAUAACAUUGCCAGUCAUCUUCAAAAAUAUCGGUCGCAUCGGAAGCAUACGCUAGCAAGGGAAGCAGGGGCGGCAAGCUGGAGCCAAAGGCGGCAAAUGUAUGGGGGUGGAGGGAAGAGAGAUAUGGGUCCUUGGAUUGCACCUACAAUGGGAUUCCCUCCUCUUCCUCUCCCUACUGCCUUCCAGCAUUUCAGGCCAUUGCACGUGUGGGGCCAUCCGACCGUAGAUCAGUCCAUUGUACAUCUGUGGCCGAAACAUCUGGUCCAUUCGCCAUCUCCACCGCCACCAUCAUGGGUGCCUCCUCCUCCUCUGGAUCCUUCCUAUUGGCACCCUCCACAUCAGCAUGUAUCCAAAGAUGGCUGGGCUCCAAAUGCUUUCACCCAAGGGACUCCUUGUUUCCCUCAACCAAUGACAGCCCCGAGAUUUCCUACUCCAAUUACAGUUCCAGUGCCAGGCAUUCCACCCCAUGCAUUGCGCAAAGUAGACAACGGCAUUCCCAUUCCAAGCGGACAAUCCGACCAUAUAGACUUCCAUCCGUCAAAAGAGACCGUAGAUGCAGCUAUUGGAGAUGUUUUAGCAAAGCCAUGGCUGCCACUUCCUCUUGGACUAAAGCCCCCAUCUAUGGAGGGUGUGUUGGUGGAACUACAAAAGCAAGGAAUAUCAAAAAUACCACCAUCUUGUGCUUGAUAACAUUAACAAUAUCUAAGGGUUGCCCCAAAAAAAACCAAUAAAACCCGAAAUUCGCCGACAUAUCCUUCUUGUAAAAAAGUACCCUUGAAAGCUCUUUCUUUUUCUUUCUUUCUUUUCUUUUAAUUUUACAUGAGGUUGUAACAGUGUGAGAUAUUAUAUAGUAAGCCCAAAAUGUUUUUCUUUUUUCUUUUUUUGGGUAGAAUGUUGGGGCUACUUGCUCUCUAAAUGCAGUAAAGAGGGUCGAUCGAUCCUGGGUAAUGCUGUAUAAGAACGGUGCGCUACCAACUAAACUAUUGAGUUGGGGUUAACUCAAGCUGUGUCCAUUUCAUGGUUUUCCAUUCUUAAAGCCAGAGUUUCCUAUUCGUCAUGGACAUGGAACUGUUUGGUACCACACCAGGGCCCAUAAUUGAUUUAUCCAAUCUAUUGAUUUGAUAGCCUCCAUUGUAGAUCAACCAUGCUCCAAAAUCUCUUCAUUUGGUUAAUUCUAUCAUUUUCAUUGUUUACAUGUAAAUACAUGGUUAAGAAGAAAUACACCAUAGUCGAUACUCCAUGGAGAAAAGACAAAAGGUUGAGGGUUA
Messenger RNA from Magnolia sinica, 2276 nucleotides. RefSeq names its product probable transcription factor GLK1. The transcript is spliced from 6 exons. Gene Ontology annotation, biological process: positive regulation of DNA-templated transcription. Gene Ontology annotation, cellular component: nucleus. Bases 472 to 1695 code for a protein of 407 amino acids. Lineage: Eukaryota; Viridiplantae; Streptophyta; Magnoliopsida; Magnoliales; Magnoliaceae. Gene Ontology annotation, molecular function: DNA-binding transcription factor activity; transcription cis-regulatory region binding. The record is from RefSeq and is a predicted model, not a curated record.